This is a messenger RNA of Verticillium dahliae VdLs.17, 3759 nucleotides long. RefSeq lists its product as uncharacterized. NCBI's taxonomy places the organism in Eukaryota, Fungi, Ascomycota, Sordariomycetes, Glomerellales, Plectosphaerellaceae. Bases 1 to 3759 code for a protein of 1252 amino acids. The record is from RefSeq and is a predicted model, not a curated record. Gene Ontology annotation, cellular component: cytoplasm; nucleus. The transcript is spliced from 7 exons. Gene Ontology annotation, biological process: protein phosphorylation. Gene Ontology annotation, molecular function: protein kinase activity; protein binding; ATP binding.
AUGGAGGAUGCGCAAGAAGCUCAGGUUGCUUUCUUGGGCGAUUUGUUCAGCUUGAAGUUUGCGAUACAUGACGUUAUAGAAGACGACUUCUUUUCCUCAGAGGAACGCGAAAUCGACACGACGUCUCCUGAAGAAAGUGAGAAACAGAGUUCUGAGGAUGAUCUCGCCGAGCUCCUCGAGCUCAUCAACAGCAUCAAGCUUCUGCCGGGAUCCUCAAAGAUCAGCUAUGCAACAGCGGGCAUGUUCAACGGCGUCAAUAGCCAUCCCAUCGACACGGGGGCCUUCUUUCAAGUACGCAAGCUCGAUCAGCCCGCACACAACAGGCAGAUAGUGGCCAAGUAUCCCAGGCUCGACCCUGCGCGCAAAGGCGGCGGCAUCUCACGCAAGAACAUCGAGGCCAUCAAAUUGGAGAUCCAAGCGCUCUCGCACCAGCCGAUUCUUGAUCAUCCCAACGUUGUAGAUCUACUGGGCUUCUCGUGGGCAAGGAUGAGUGCCGCCGAAGAACGCAGCCAGAUCGUACCGGUGUUACUGCUCGAGUUUGCGUCUCAUGGCACCUUGCGAGACUACCUGUGCGAUAACGCAACCUCGCCGGCAGAGCGACUUCGGCUUGCAAAAGGUCUAGGUGAAGGACUCGACGCGCUGCACAAGUCGGGGAUUGUCCAUGGAGACCUCAAGCUGGAAAACGCUCUAGUUUUCGACCAUCCGGAUGGCGGCGUCGUAGCGAAGCUAGCAGACUUUGGAUCUGCCGUCCAGCUUCUGGAGGGCGGUUACCAGUACAGAGGCGGAACUCCUCCCUGGACUGCCCCGGAGUGGCGCAAGAGUAUUGAGCCUUGGGAGCAGCAUGCCGCUGACAUUUACUCGUUUGGCCUCCUGAUCUGGACGUUGUGCCUCGAAGGCAGGAACCCCUUUUCUGGCCUGUCCGCCAACGAAAUAGAAGAUCGAAAAACGCGCGAUGUGACCGAGAGUGAUGCUGUCAAAUCUGUCGCCGACCACUAUGAGUUUUUUCGACAUGCCGUGGACGUUUCGACUGAGCUGGAGCAAUUCGAACUCUACCUCACGUCCGUUAUCUGCCCGCGCAAAGCAUUCAGAUACACAUUGAGAUUCGAUACCCACCAGCGGGACUUGGGCGCGGCGUUGUCAGCCCUUUCAGUUGACGACUUCUACGGGGCAAACGAAGACCAAGAUGAGUCGACUUCAAAAGAGUCUCCUCUGAUGUUGAAGGAAUACAAGGCGGCCCAGCUCGAAAAGGCUGGGAUGUGCUUCCAACUCGGACUAGCCUGCCUAGAUGGGUUCACAAGCUACUGGAGCAUUCCUGCGGCCCUCACCUGGCUUGAGAAGGCGGCCACGCUGGGAUCAGAGGCCGCGCGUGGUGUGAUCUAUCGCAUUUUCUGUGCCACGGCACGAUCCAAGCUUGAGCAGGAUCCAGAACUAGCCAGUCGCUUUCGAGGCUUCUUAGCCACUGCGACUGCCAUGGGCUCCAGCAGUGCCAGACAAAGUCUGCUCGAGCUUGAUGUAGAGGCUGCUCGCAUUUCCACGGAAGCCUUCAAGGGACGCUUCCUCCCAGAAGGCAUGGGCGCGGCUACUACGCGACUUGACAAGGGGGUCCUCGAAGCUGUCAUCCACCCGCGCUGGCAGGAGGGCCUUUCUCCAGGUCAAAAAAAAAAGUUUCAGGACCAGCGAUCAAGAACAUACCUCAACCGGAAGAAGGGAAGCAUUCUGCACUUUGCCAGCGCAUAUGGUGAUACUGAUGGAAACACGCCGCUGUUGAUGGCGAUGCGCACAGGGCAUGCACACCUGGCACUGGCACUACUUCGUUACGGAGCUGAUCCCAACGCUUCGAAUGACCUGGGACAGAGAGCCUGUCAUUGGGCGAUCCAGGUCGAUGACCAAGGAUCACUGGAAGAACUCAUCUCUGUCAUGCUUAGUAAAGGCGCAGAUCUCGAGGCUGUUGCCAAGCGAACUGAUGUCAGCGAUGGCCAAGUCUACAGACAGGAGCAGUACGAGGGCACGCCCCUAUUCUGGGCCGUGAUUGAAGGCAGGGAAGAUGUCAUCUCGGCCUUGCUAAAGAACGGAGCUUGCCCUACCACUCCCGGCACAUACAUGAGCCCCUUUGAUCUUGCUGUGGGGUACAACGACUGGCGAACCAUCAGGCUCUUUUCUCAGCACGCUCAACAUCCCAUCACAUCGCGGAUUGUCGGGCCUACGCGGAAAUUAAAGAGAGCCAAGCUUCUCGAAAACGACAGCUGCAGAAUGAGGCCCGUCUCGUCAUGGGAUCUUGCCGAGAUGUUCAUUGACGAGGCCUCUCACAUCAGCCCGGAUGCGGCGUCGAUCCUGCUGGACGGGAUUGCCGCCGAUGAGGGAAAUGGCCCCUUGCCAGAUCUGACUCCUCUCCUCUUCACAUACCCCAGCUCUCACCGUGCCGAGGUUGGAAUAUUUUCGAGAUUGCUGGAUUUGAUCAACCCAGUGUCCGUCGACAUUCCAGAUGUACAUGGAGUUACAUCAUAUCGCCAUGUUACCCCUUUCAUGCUGGCAGUACUUGGUGGCGCCUUUGAAUUCGCGACGGAGCUUCUGAAAAGAGGAGCGGACCCGAACUUCGAGACUGUUCAAGUCAACCUGUCUGGGACAGCGUCGGUCAAAGUCAACAUCCUCCACCUUCUGAUCCUGGUAAACGAGGAUACGUCUCUGGCUGGACUCCGAUAUCUACUUGAGCCGCAACACCCGUUUCACGACCGCAAGCCGGACUUUGUUGUCUCCGCCAUUCAUGGCAACUACGACGUGGCUGUGUCCCUGGUCAACCGAGGCGCAAAAAUCAACGUCCUUGCACAUACGAAGGACGGGAAGCUCAUGUCGCCACUAGACUUUUGCUACGACACGGACACUUACAGCACAAAUGUCCCCCGCACAAGCAGACAUUGGGAAGGUCUCUGGGUCGCGCGGCUUCGUACAGCCAAGUUCCUUACUGGCAGGGGCGGAAGGAUGCUGGUACGCCAUGCCAUGCCCAUUGCGUUCCAUUUCUUGGUGCACGCCUGCUCGGGCAACUGGCCAAGGCUGUUCGCGGAAGCGUUGGAGCAGACUCCCGAAGACCUCAAAACGCGGGAGUACCUGGACACAUUGCUGUUCCGAGCUGCCGACUCUGGCAGCGAGGACGUCGUGAGUCUCCUUAUCGACGCCGGCGCCUGCGUCAAUACCCGGUCAGCGCGUGGACAGACGCCGCUCCAUCGGGCGGCCCAGCGUGGGUACAUGUAUGUUGCCAGGGUGCUCGUCCAGCGCGGUGCAGACGUGAGGCUCCGUGAUGACAAGAGCCGGACAGCAGCGGUGCAGGCCUUCACCCACAAUCAUGACAGCUUGGUUAUGUAUCUCCUGGCUCAGGGGUCGCCUCGGAACCUUCCGACCAUGACCGAGGUGCCGUACACUGUGGAUUAUCUGGAUCGACGAACGAACACGACUUCUACACAGUCGAUCAUCGCUACAGUAUGCUUCUUGCAUCCGCCCAUGCCAGAGGAACCAGGGGCGAGUGCAGAGGAAGCUGACGGGACGAGCUACUGGGUGCUGAGGGUGCGCCGACCAGUUGAGGGCGGUGAGGGCGUUGAUGAGGAGAAUCCUUCGCUGGUCGCGAAGGGAAGCCGAGAGAAGGAGAGGUUGUUGAUCAACAUGAGAGGCGAAGGGUUCCAGGCGGCCUGGAAAGCGGCGCAAGAGCGAGCCAACGAGAGCGGGCCAGCAUCGAGAAGGAACGAGCAGGAUGAUACUUCCGACAAGUAG